Molecule: messenger RNA, 1879 nt
Organism: Syzygium oleosum
Lineage: Eukaryota; Viridiplantae; Streptophyta; Magnoliopsida; Myrtales; Myrtaceae
Product: probable mitochondrial adenine nucleotide transporter BTL3
Exons: 4
Coding region: 389-1651 (420 amino acids)
Biological process (GO): transmembrane transport
Source: RefSeq, a predicted model, not a curated record
UCAUUUCCCAACGUUUUCCAACACGCCAAAACCUCGUCGCGUCGUGGCGACACCCAACGAACUCUCGACGAAAUCAACGAAACAAAUGCAUCGAUGAAAGCUAUACCUCUCUCCUUGCGCAGCUCGAUCGUUGUCGGCAUCCGAUACGUUAUUCUUUUCUGUCGCUCUCACAUCAGCUUCGCACCAGCUGCGACACCGACCUACAUCGCCCGCUCAAAGUCUCCCAUUUUUAUUCCAUUGUUCCAUUCCUCCUCCCUCUCUUCCUCUUGACGCUCCCUUCCCUCUUCUUUAAAACCCCGGACUACCGUUCGAUGAUCCCAAAGCUUCGAUUUUCUCGCGACCCACCAACCCAAGAGCGCGCCCGAGCCGACCCACUUCGCGUUCCGCAAUGCACGACCAAGGUUUCUGGUUCAGGAGCUUGGUCAAGCCUGAACGCUUGAACCCUUUCGUCCCUGGGGGCUUGUUUCUUGAUGACGCCCUCCCUCCGUGUUUCGUCGCUGUCGUUCCCCGGAAAGGCGAUCCCUUUAAGAAUUUGGCGGUGAGUUCUUGUAGGAGAGCGGAUUGCGGUGGAGUGAACGCGAGAGUGGGGUUUGGGAAUGGCGUGUUUCUGUCUGUGAGCCUGUCGGUGAAGGGGAAUGAUGGGUAUGUGUUGGACUCUGCAAAGCUUCUGGGGAAUAAUAAUAAUGGGGAGAAAGUUGAAGGAAUCGAAGUGGAGGAGAAGGAGAAGGGGAAGGUGAAGGGAUCGGGUGCUUUGAAUACCACGAAGCAUCUCUGGGCUGGAGCUGUUGCUGCAAUGGUCUCAAGAACUGUUGUUGCCCCCCUUGAGAGACUGAAGCUGGAAUAUGUAGUACGUGGUGAACAAAAGAAUCUUUUUGAUCUCAUGAAGACAAUUUCAGCUACCCAAGGUCUGAAAGGUUUUUGGAAAGGAAAUUUUGUCAAUAUACUUCGUACAGCUCCAUUUAAGGCCAUCAACUUCUAUGCCUAUGAUACAUACAGAAAUAAAUUGCUGAAAUGGUCUGGAAAUGAGGAAGCUACGAAUUUUGAGAGGUUUGUCGCUGGAGCCGCAGCUGGGAUUACUGCUACUUUGCUGUGCUUGCCGAUGGACACAAUAAGGACAAAGAUGGUGGCACCAGGAGGGGAGGCCUUGGGUGGUAUAAUUGGCACUUUCAGUCACAUGGUUCAAACCGAAGGAUUCUUCUCUCUCUACAAGGGUCUGGUGCCCGCAAUCGUAGCCAUGGCACCUUCGGGCGCUGUUUUCUAUGGUGUUUAUGAUAUACUGAAAUCUGCUUAUCUGCAUACACCUGAGGGGAGGAAGAGACUCGAAUAUAUGAAGCUGGAGGGCCAGGAAUUGAAUGCCAUGGAACAACUGGAACUUGGUCCCAUUAGGACCUUGCUUUAUGGAGCAAUCGCUGGUGCAUGUUCUGAAGCAGCUACUUACCCAUUUGAAGUAGUGCGGAGACAACUUCAAAUGCAAUUACGGACAACAAGAUUAAGUCCACUUGCAACUUGUGUCAAGAUCGUUGAGCAUGGUGGUGUUCCGGCCCUUUAUACUGGCUUAAUUCCCAGUUUACUGCAGGUUUUGCCUUCAGGUGCUAUAAGUUACUUAGUAUAUGAGUUCAUGAAGAUAGUUCUCGAAGUGGAGUCAACAUAAAGAGCUCAUGAGCUUAUCAUUGAGGACUUACCUGGGAAAGUGUUGAGGAUGACAUUUAGACCUGUACCAUUGAAAGGUGGUUUCUGACGUUUCAGAAAGGAAACUGUUUCUUCUUUUGCACUGUUAAAAUUCGUCGAAAUUUCUAUGAUCGUCCUCGAUGUCUUCUGUUUUCGAGUGGUAAGAUGCUCGCAAUGAACUUGAAGCUAAGAGAGGAAAAUGUUUAUAUCA